This is a messenger RNA of Closterium sp. Naga37s-1, 4862 nucleotides long. Lineage: Eukaryota; Viridiplantae; Streptophyta; Zygnematophyceae; Desmidiales; Closteriaceae. The record is from the annotation of a GenBank genome assembly.
AUGGGCGAGAGGGUGAUCACGGGCGGCGACGACAAGAAGCUGCUGCUCUGGUCCACCCACGACCGCGAACCGCUGCUUGUAAGUGUUGAAGCUAAGUGGCAACACCCUCGCCGUGGAGAGCAUGCUGCUGAGCAUUCGCUCACUUCCUCCAUCCACAUCUCUAUCUCUCCAUCCAUCUCUGCCAUCCCAUGGCAGAAGCUGAGUGGCAACACCAGCGCCGUGGAGAGCACGCUGCUGAGUCACCAGACUCUGUGCCUCCUCCUCGUGCUGUUCCACUCACUGCCUCCAUCCACAUCUCUGUCUUUGCGUCCGCAUUCCUCCCUACCCAUCCCUGUGCGUCGAACUAUGGCAGAAGCUGAGUGGCAACACCAGCGCCGUGGAGAGCACGCUGCUGAGUCACCAGACUCUGUGCCUCCUCCUCGUGCUAAGCUGAGUGGCAACACCAGCGCCGUGGAGAGCACGCUGCUGAGUCACCAGACUCUAUGCCUCGUCCUUGUGCCGUCCACUCACUGCCUGCAUCCACAUCUCUAUCUCUCCAUUAAUAUCUGCCAUCCCAUGGCAGAAGCUGAGUGGCAACACUUGCGCCGUGGAGAGUGCGCUGCUGAGCAGUCUCUGCGCCCAAUGCACUUUCGCUCACUGCCUUUUCGCUCACUGCUGUUUCUCUCCAUCCACAUUCCUCUCUACGCAUUCAUCUCCGCCAUCCCAUGGCAGAAGCUGAGUGGCAACACCAGCGCCGUGGAGAGCACACUACUGAGCAGAACAGAAGAUCAGGCCAUCUCGGGCGUGCUCAGCGGUUCUGUGAAGCUGUGGGACCUCAACGAGGGCAAAGCCGUGCGCACCCUAACAGGCCACAGGGGGUCGGCCCUCUCGCUGGACUUCCACCCCUUUGAGCCGUUCUUUGCGUCGGGCUCCCAGGACUGCACUGCCCGCGUGUGGGACCCGAGGCAGAAGGAGGCAGUGCACGUGCUGAAGAACCAUGGGAAGGGCGUGGCGUGUGUGCGGUUCAGCCCGGAUGGGCAGUGGCUGAUGACAGGCGGGCAGGACUCGGUGAUCAAGCUGUGGGACGUGCAGGCAGGCAAGGUGCUGCACGAGUUCAAGCACCACCACGACGCCGUCACCUGCCUCACCUUCCACCCACACGAGCUGCUGCUUGCUAGCUGCUCCAGUGACCGCACAUGCAAGUUCUGGGACCUGGAGACGUUCGAGCUGGUGGGGUCUACAGGCACAGAGGCCAGUGGCAUGCGCUCACUAGCCUUCACUCCUGAUGGCCAAGCGCUGCUAGCCCCCUCUGCCGACUCACUCAAGGUGUGGGGGUGGGAGCCCGUGCGCUGCUUCGACACGGUCAGCGUGGGAUGGUCCAAGGUAGCUGACGUCAGCAUUCACGACGGCAGGCUGUACGGCGCCUCGUUCUCGCACACCUGCGUCAGCCUGUGGCACGUUGACCUCAUGCAAGUGGCGCCGUUUGGAUCUAGCGCGUCAGAGAGCACGGAGGAGGAGAGGAGCCUGUCAGGCACCACCAUGGGGCUGCCCCUGCCUGCCUCUCCCACCACCUCCACCGUCUCCUCUACUGUCUCCUCCGUGUCAACGCCUGUGCACUCCCGUGCACCAUGCCAUCAAGGUGAGUGCUUUGUUCCUUCCCGCCUCGCAGCUCAGGCACCACGAUGGGCCUGCCCCUCCCUGCCUCUCCCACCACCUCCACCGUCUCCUCUACUGUCUCCUCCGUGUCAACGCCUGUACACUCCCGUGCUCCUUGUUUCCAAGGUGUCCCCCAUCAAGGGCGAGAACUCAGCAGGUCCGAGCCACAAGGCAAGCGCUGAGUCGACUCAAAAGUCAACUCAAAAGGCAGGUCCGGACCACAAGGCAGGCUUGGGGAGCUCUGGAGGGGGCAGGUUCGGGUUUCGUGGGGGUGCGGGCGGGGUGGGGGCAGGAGGGGGAGGUGCGGGAGGGGAGAGUGCGGGGGUGGGGAGUGGAGGGGGGAGAGGGCGGAGAGUGUCCGUGGGAGGAGUGGGGGAGCAGUGGGGUAGGGGUGCUGGGUCCGUGAGUGGUAGGGAGGUCAGUAUCGGAGCGGCAGGAGGAGGAGGAGGAAUGGGAAGGGGAGGGGGAGUGGGAGGAGGAGGGGCAGGAGGGGCAGCUGGGGGGGGAGGCGCGGGAGGGGCAGCAGGGGGUAGUUUCAAAGAAGUGGGGGCAAGGGGAGGGCGGAGAGCAUCUGUAUCGGGCGGUUAUGCAAUCUCCAAGGGGGAAGAUUCCUCUUCCUCUGCCAGACGAGGGGAGGGGGCCUUUGGCAAGGGCACCAGAGAGGAGGCGCAGGGAGUCCGUUCGCAAAACCCUUUUGAGACGUCUCAUAAGAUUCCUAGGGAAAACCCCUCUGGGUCUCAUAAGAUUCAAGCGUUUCUGGACGCUGGAGGGGUGGUUGUUGAUGCGACUGCACGCCCUGCACGGCAUGGGGUGGGGGAGGAUGAUGGUGAUGGGAGGUUGGGUGGGUCAGACGUGGGUGGUGGUCACCAGUCCCGUAAGAUUCAGGAGUUUCUGGAGGCUGGAGGGGUGACUGGGGCUGUGAUUGCACACUCUGCACGGCGUGGGGUGGGGGAUGAUGGUGAUGGGAGGUUGAAUGGGAGGUUGGGUGGGUCAGACGUGGGUGGUGGUCACCAGUCUCAUAAGAUUCAGGAGUUUCUGGACGCUGGAGGGGUGACUGGGGCUGUGGUUUCACACUCUGCACGGCGUGGGGUGGGGGAUGAUGGUGAUGGGAGGUUGAAUGGGUCGGAGGAGGGUGGUCACCAGUCUCAUAAGAUUCAAGAGUUUCUAGAUGCUGGAGGGGUGACUGCUGCUGCUGCUGCUGCUGCUGCUGUUGCUACAGACAGAAGUCACAAGGGCAAUCACGCAUGCGCAGGGGCGGACUCCUUUGGCUCGAGUGCUGCCGCCGCUGCUGCUGCUGUUGCUACAGACAGAAGUAACAAGGGCAAUCACGCAUGCGCAGGGGCGGACUCCUUUGGCUCGACUGCUCCAGGAGUAGCAGCACCAGGAAAAGCAGCAGCUGGGGCAGAUUCAGAUGCCUCUGCCACACCGGCAGUAGCAGCCUCUGUGUUUCCCAAUCGUGUCCAGCCAGCUGGUGUGCCUGAUGGUGGUACAGAAGCAGGCGCAUCUGCUUCCAGCACACAGGCAGGCGUAUCUGCUUCAGGCGCACCUACAGGCGUAUCUGGUGCAGGUGGUAUUCUGGGAGGGAUGUCUGGCUUCGGCGUGACGUUUGACUGGAGCAGAGCGGUGGCGACUGCAGGAGGGGGCGCGGGCAGCAGGGCGGCUACAGUGGUAGAGGCGAUGAAUAAAGUGUCUGACUGGAUCGGGUCGUUCUCUGGCCUGGAGGAUAGCUUGGGAGGGGGAGGAGGGGGCAGGAAGGAGGUGGGGUAUGCCGGAGAGAGAGGGGAGGCGGGAGGGGAGGGGAAUGGGGUUGGGAAUGAGGAGGGGAGAGGAGAGGAGCGGAGGGGGGGGAGUGAGGGGAGUGAGGGGAGUGGGGAGGGGAGAGGAGCAGGGGUGCAGAGAGUUGGGUCUGGGCAGAUUAGCGGGUGGAGUGAGGACGAGGAGGGAGAGGGUGAGGGUAACGGUGGGGAGAGGAAGAGCGAUGGUGCUGCUGCGAGUGAUGGUGGUGUUGCUAGUGGUGGGCCGGCUGUUAGGAGUGCGACUGUGGGGGGUAAAGCAUCGGUGCCAAGUCUUCGAGCCCCGUAUGCUUUGGAUGGAGAGGGGGAAAGGAAGGAGGAAAAGAAACGAGAGGAGGGUGGAGAGAAAGCAGAUAUGCACAGGUCUGGGCAGGGGGAGGAGGAGCAUUCAACAACCCUAGAAUGGAGUCGGAGUGAGGACGACAAGUACAAGAUCCGGCCGUCUAUUCUCCACCCGCCUUACGCUGUAGAGGUGGAGGAAGGAGGGGUGGAGGUCACUGCUGGUGGGGAUCGGAGAGGUGGCAGUGACAGUAUGAGGAGGCAUGGGUCUGCCGGGGAGAGGGUGAGGGAGUGCGAGGAUAGGGGCAUUGGCUUGGUGGCGUCUGCAUCUGCUUCUGCGUCGUUACCGGCAGGAGGAGUUGUUAGAGAGGAUGCUUGUAGAGAGUAUGGCGGUGCACGUGGCGGUGCAUAUUCAUUUUCCUCUCUGCCCCUUUUCCCAUCACACACACACCACUCUUUACCAUCGAAGCAGCAGAAGCAGCAAGAUGAGGAGGAGGAUGACGAGAUGAUGCCCUCCUUACCAUCCAAGCAACAGAAACAGCAAGUGGAGGAGGGAGACGAGGAGGAUGACGAGAUGAUGGUGAUGGAGAGUGUCAACGGGCGGCACACGGCCAUGCAGCACAUGCCCUCUUUACCAAGCAAGCAGCAGAAGCAGCAGCAGGAGGAGGGAGGAGACGAUGAGGAUGACGAGAUGGUGGUGAUGGAGAGUGUGAACGGGCGGCACACUGCCAUGCAGCACAUGCUGCAGGGGCGGCUGUCUGCAGUGCGCCACGUGGCAGCGCUGUGGGUGGAUGGCGAACUGCUGCCCGCCCUCUCCGCCCUUGCAGCCUCGAAAGACCUUGCUGUCGUGGCGGACGUGGUAGAGGUGCUGGCCAUGCAGGGAGGCAGGAGGCUGGCGUCGGUGGGCAUGGAGGGGGCCUUGCAGUUGCAGCCGCUGCUGCGGGCUCUGCUCGCCAGCAGCCACUCCAAGUACGUGGGAGUGGCACUGUCGCUGCUGCGCGAACUGCUGAGGGCGUUCAGUGAACCCAUCACCGCUGCUCGCACCGCCACGCACUCCCCUGGGGUGGAUCUGCACAUGGAGGAGAGGUUGCAGCGCUGCAAUGAUUGCUACGAGGGCUUCAGGGUGCUCGAAGACCAGCUGCACCCCAUCCUCAG